Messenger RNA from Pseudomassariella vexata, 3991 nucleotides. RefSeq lists its product as uncharacterized. Gene Ontology annotation, cellular component: centrosome; cytoplasm. Gene Ontology annotation, molecular function: dynein light intermediate chain binding; microtubule binding. Bases 256 to 3513 code for a protein of 1085 amino acids. The record is from RefSeq and is a predicted model, not a curated record. Lineage: Eukaryota; Fungi; Ascomycota; Sordariomycetes; Amphisphaeriales; Pseudomassariaceae. Gene Ontology annotation, biological process: cytoplasmic microtubule organization; cytoskeleton-dependent intracellular transport. The transcript is spliced from 2 exons.
GGAAGCCCAGAUGAGCCAUUAGAGGACACACCCACAUUUCGUUGGUGGAUGGCAGACAGGAUGAUUUUCUCUACCACUCUGGACUUUGUGCUGUGCGCGCUACCUGUCAAUUGCUCGCGUCCCACGACAUCUACUACCUUUCCGCUCAAUGCAUCUGACCCCUUGAGAGUCAAUAAUCUCCGUGGACGUUCAAUUUCCUAUUUCACUCGACCGUAAGAAAAGUGGCCUGGGCUUAAUACUACUUUACGUACCGCUAUGGAGUUCGCCAACCAAAGGCCUCAGGGCCACCCCUCGUCACUCACAUCUGAGACUCUUAAUGCUUCAUCUGAUGUUUCCUUCCCUCAACCUUUUCCUUCUUUUCAAGACCGCUUCCCUGACGCUCUCCCUACCCUGACGCCUUCGAGAAACAUCAGGAAGCUUGUCAUUGACAGCUCCGUCACUGUGCCGCCGCCACUGCAGCCGAUUCGACGCAAGCCAUUGUCCAAGACCGCCUCGCCCAUCGCGACUAGGUACUCGUCGGGGGCGUACCUUUCCAUCGCCAGAGAUCUGCCCAAACCCGAGCAGAGGUUCUCGAGGUCGUUCUCUGUCGACAGUCCUACAAUAUACGAGUUUGCUCAGGCGGUACCGCAGCACGACCAAUAUCCUGCAAACCCAUCUGCGCCAAGCGAGAUCGCUUCGACUCAGUCACCCUCCACCAGGAGAUCCCCCAGAGUUGGGAGUUCUGUUCCAUCUAUGCAGGCGAACCCGGCUGUCACAGCGGGCGAAGUCAAACAUCCAAGCUUUCAAGCCCACUACCCUGCAGGUCUCCAAACACGGUCCACAUCUGGACGGUCACAACCCAACGGCCAGGCCACUGAUGACGAUCCAUUGGCUGAAGUCGAAGCCGAUGCAGACGACGAUCCGUUGAGCGUGCUCGACGGUUAUGGUUCUGAUUCUGAUUCGUCCUAUAAUUCUAGUCCUAAUAAUAUGUCUGCCUUCGUGAACCGAAAACCUGCACCGCUUCAAAUUGGUCUUGGGCAGAACAUUUCAAGUCUAUCACCGACACAGACCGAUGCUAGGACUCGCCAUACAGACAAACCGCUCCCAAGGUCACCACGCUCUUCGAAACUAGGAACCUUCUUCGGCUGGGGAUCUCCAUCUCCGUCGGCGACCGAAUUUUCAGACCAAGGCUUUUCGCCGCUAGCAUCGCCAUAUGCACUAUCACGGUCCAACACUUAUACAGAUGCUUCCCCGGUUACCACGGUCAGACCAUCGUCUACACAAGAAGAAUCGAAGGCACGCACAGGAUCCGACAAAUCUAGAGAACACCACGAAUCUUACCUUGCAACACCGCCCGCCCCCACACAAUCGGCCCCCGAGCAGAUCGAAGAGAUGGAGGAUGAGCUGAAGGCCAUCUCCACCGAAUUGGCAUCGUCCAUUCGGCGUGAGAUGGACCUAGAGGACCUGGUUGAAAGAUUGCAGGCAGAACGGGAAAAUCCUUCGUCAACGGCCAACAAGAGGACCAGCGAUUACUUCUCGGACUCGGGCUACAGCUCAGCCAAGUUUAGUGAUUACGGCCAGUCGAGGGAAGAAAUCGAGAAGAUACAGAGGAGGGCAGAGCAGGACACGGCACAAAUCAGGUUGGAGUUGACGACCAAGCUCCAGGAUGAGAGGUCAAGAAGGCAACAGCUCGACAACCAGAUUAAGGAGCUCUCCCAGAAGGCAUCGCAAGUUGAUCUGGCACAGGCGAACAACAGCGAUACCAGCGAUCGAGUUAAGGAACUCGAAAACACUUGUGAGGUUCUGCGCCGCAAGCUAUCGGAAGAGCGCAUGGUCAAGGAUAACUUUGAGGAUCUUCUCUCGGCUUUGAAGGGCGAACUCCAAAAUGCGGCCAACGAGCGCGACAACCUUCGAGAUGAGAUUGUGCCUCGGCUGCGAGCGCGCGUGGAAGGCCUGGAAGGACAGGCUGGCGAGCUGGAGAAGAUGACGUACGAGUCGACAAAGAUGCAACAAGAGCUGCAAAGUCUCCAGGUGGAAAACACGACGUUGAAGAACGCGAAGUCCUUCGCCAGCAUCUCCGAGGAGCCUAUGUCCACGCCACUCUCUCGCCUUUCGCGUUCAAGUUCCAUCACUGGACCGCCAUCUUCAUUCAAGAUGGCACGCGCACCUGGCCUGUCGCGGUCAAAAAGUGUCAAGACUACCGAGUCUCGAGAGGCUCUUUCCGACCGACUGAAGGAUGUGGAGGAACAACGCGAUGCCCUCCACAGGGCUCUCAAGGCUCUGCUCGAGCGUCAAGAGUGCCAGAACCGCGAAAACGACAAAAGAAUUCGCACCCUCGAAGCCGAACGCGAGCGCCUCUUGACGACUUCGCCACAGAAGGCCGGGUUUGUCAAGGAAGUCUCGACUCUUCGUGAAGAAAUCAACGUGCUACGCCGUCGUUCCGAAGAGGCGCUCGAACAGAAGUGGCAGGUGGAAAAAGGCCUUGCUGGGUUGAAGAUGGACCUGGACCGAGCAGAGCAAGAGAUCUCGUCACUGAGAAGUCUGCUUAGCGAGAAGGAUAUUCUGAUUCCGGAGUCGUUCGCUCGGAUGAGCGGGAGCAGUGAUAAGGAUGCCAGCCCAGCAACCUCCGCAUCUCUGAUGGAGGCCUUCCAAGAUCUGCAAGAUUCGUACACCGAGGCUCUUGACCGCAUCAAGAAGCUCGAGCUUGGAUCAUCUAACGAUGACACAAAGAUCAGGAUUGCUAUGGACAAGCUAGAGCAAGCAUUGUCCUCGGCCGUGUUGGAGCGGGAUCUUGCGCGCCAGGAGGCGGCGUCUUACAAAGUGCAACUGGAUGAGCUCAAAGCUGGUGAACAGAUGUAUCUUGAGAGCGAGAAGGCUCUUGCGGACGAACUCCGCGAGUCGGCACGCCGUGUUGAAGAAUUGGCCAUCCAAGUCCGCCAGCAACUGGCCACUAACCAGACCCUGCGCCAGCGUUUGAACGAGACGGUCUCGAGACGCGAGUCGGACCAGCGGUCCCAUGCCCAACGCAUUACCACAAUGCAGGCUCGUCUGCGCACCCUUGAGGAACAGCUCAUCGCAGCCCAAACUGCCUCAGAGGAUCGCAUCGCGCGCCACGAGGAGCAGAUGGCCACGCUCAAGGAGAGCCAUAACCGGCAGCUGUCGAGGCUGAGUGCUGCCAGCGGCCUGCGCUCGCCCCGCGUGUUCCCGCCCAAGUCGCCCCUGUCACCAAUCUUUGCCAAUCCGGCUAGGUCUCCCCGACUCAGCACGACCCGCUCUGGCCCCGCGAAGAGCGUCGCAGACGAGACUCAAGUCACCGCUCUCAAGGAGCGUGUCGCCGAGCUGGAGAGGGCAUUGGUUACUGCCGACUUCGAGAUGCAGGAGGUCGUUGGCCGUAUGAACACAGCUCAGAUCGAGGUGCUUACGCUACAGGAGGAGCGCGAAGCCGCUGUGAGCCAAACGCGGAAGCUCGAAAGAGAGCUGAAGGCUGAGAAGGUCAAGAUCUUCGAGGACCGAUUCAAGUCGUUGUCGGGAUGAUAUUGUCGUCCUCACUUGACACGAUAAAUUUGCUUCUAAGCGAGCGCUGUACCAUGACUUUUGGGGGAGGGUUUUUACGGCAUAUAUGGGCAUCGGGCGUCCAUAAGGACAAGCAAGAGGUUAGAGCAACACUCUUCUGGAACCAAAAAGGCGAUGGGGCGUUGGGCAUACAAACUGCCUCUUUUGGGUUUCUACUACACUAUAUAUCCCCCUGGCUCAUUGUAUAACGUCGGGACCUUUUGUUUUCUUGUAAACUAUAUUGGACUUCUAGGGUCAAAUAUACUUAAUGUUUUUUUAGCUAGUACUAGUGUAUGUGUACUUGGGUGUGAGAUGAUUAGUAAGAUAGGUUUUCGGGUACAGGUAGCCAUGAUAGUGUGGACGGAUCAACUCAGAUACCUACCAAUGGGGGUACUGUAGAGACUUGUAAAGAUAAUAACACAUACCUGCCAAGGCAAAAUACAUACACAUAAAGCCCCAU